Molecule: messenger RNA, 1287 nt
Organism: Alnus glutinosa
Lineage: Eukaryota; Viridiplantae; Streptophyta; Magnoliopsida; Fagales; Betulaceae
Product: exosome complex component RRP4 homolog
Exons: 7
Coding region: 100-1080 (326 amino acids)
Biological process (GO): exonucleolytic trimming to generate mature 3'-end of 5.8S rRNA from tricistronic rRNA transcript (SSU-rRNA, 5.8S rRNA, LSU-rRNA); poly(A)-dependent snoRNA 3'-end processing; U4 snRNA 3'-end processing
Cellular component (GO): cytoplasmic exosome (RNase complex); nuclear exosome (RNase complex)
Molecular function (GO): RNA binding
Source: RefSeq, a predicted model, not a curated record
UCAGGAAACUCACCCUACGGCUAGGGUUUAGGGUUUUCUUCUCCGUCUCUCUGAUCCUUUGCAAAGAGAUUCCACAGAGAGAGAGAGAGAGAGAGAGAGAUGAGAGAAAUACAGCUCUCGUUGAACAAAACCCAGAAAAUCAGGCUCCAGAGAGCUCUGGAAAAGCUCGAGUUCUUUUCUUCAAAGGUCAAUUCCAACGCCUCUGUCACCAUCGCCGAUUCCAUCCCUGUCAGCUACGAAGAUGGCGUCCUCAAGGGACAUGGAACCUUGGACCUCAAUGGGGAAGUGGUUGCGACGGUCUGUGGCGUGGUCGAGCGCGUGAACAAGCUCGUAUAUGUCCGCACAUUGCGGGCCAGGUACAAGCCGGAGGUCGGAGAUAUCGUAGUAGGGCGUGUUAGUGAGGUUGCUCCAAAGCGUUGGAGAUUGGACAUAAAUUAUAGCCAGAGUGCAGUUUUGAUGCUUUCUUCGAUGAACUUACCUGAUGGUAUCCAGAGGCGGCGAACUGCUUUGGAUGAACUCAACAUGCGCAGUAUUUUUGAAGAGGAUGAUGUUAUUUGUGCUGAAGUCCGUGGUUUGCAGCAUGAUGGCUUACACCUCCAAGCAAGAAGUCAGAAGUAUGGAAAGCUUGAGAGGGGUCAACUGCUCACUGUUCCUGCUUAUCUAGUGAAGAGACGGAAACAACAUUUCCACCAUCUAGAACGGUACGGAGUCGACUUAAUACUUGGCUGUAAUGGAUUCAUCUGGGUUGGUGAACAUGUUGAAGCCAAAGAUGAUAUGGUAGAGGAUCAAGUGAAUAAACCUGAAUGGCAGAAUGUUAAAUCGAAUAGCAAUUCGGGAACUCUAGAGGAGCAAGAACGGACCUACACGCCAAUAGAGACGAGGCGGAACAUAUGUAGGAUUGCAAAUGCUAUCCGGGUAUCUGCUAUUUUAGGCUUCAAUAUAACUAUGGAAGUGAUCAUGGAGACAGUUAACCUAAGCAGCUCUUUGAAUCUGGAUAUACAUGAGAUGCUUGGUUCAGAGUUCUGUGUUCUGGUUGCAGAGGGGGAGGCUGAAAGGAGAAGCAUAAAUAAAAAUGGAUGAUUCUAGUAUCCCAAUUAUGUGCCUAGUGUUUAGAGAAGCCUCCACAUCUCCCUCUUUCUUUCUAUUCUCUUUUUUGUUUAACUACUUACUCCAUGAAAGUUAGGAUGAGUGUCUUGUGGAGCGGAAAAAUCAAUCAUGUAACAUAAACAGAAUUGCAUUUUUCUUGAUCAUGGCAAUUAUUUUUAUUUUUCUUUAUUUUUUAAGCUA